AUAAAGCUGAAGCAACGAUACCACUUCCUCUAAUCUAUCGUGGCCAUUUUCAACACGGCUGGCUUCAUUAAAAACACAUUUCCAGACACCCUCACAUUGGGGACCCUUUAUUUUUGCUCAGGUGGAAACUGGAGCCACAAAAAGAGUCAUCCCUCUUUUAUCACAGAUAUCUGGUGCAAAGUGCAGAGUACAACACCUGUGGACUCAAGGCAUCCCUGGCAUAUGGCAGAUGAUCCUGAAAAGCCCAUGAAAAACAUAUUUAAGGGAAUAGUGUAUUGGACUGUGUCAAGAAGAAAAACAUACUAAAAGAAAAUUGUUUACAAGAUCCCAAUCUCCGCACCCCCUCUUCUCAUGAGGCACUGAAGAAGGGAGCCUUUAAAAUGGCCACAGCCGUGCAACCAAAUGAGCUGGUGUUUGAGUUUGCAAGCAAUGUGAUGGAGGAUGAGCAUCAGCUUGGAGACCCUUCUAUUUUUCCAGCUGUCAUUGUUGAGCACAUUCCAAAUGCAGAUCUCCUGCACACCUACUCUGGUCUAACCUGUGUUGAUGAACCAAACCAUAUGAUCACAGAAAACUCAUUGGAUGUAGCAGAGGAACAGAUUAUUGAAGAUGAUGACCUCACUCUUACAGUUGAAACAUCUUGCCUUUCAGUUGAAGCAUCUUGUAACAGUGGCGAUGAGACUAUGGAGACAAUUGAAGCUGCCGAGGCACUACUAAAUAUGGAUUCACCUGAUUCACCUAUGCUGGAUGAAAAAAGGCUUGCUAACAUCUUUGGUUCAGCUGAUGAUGACCUCCUGAUCAGUCCUAUUACCCACGUCUCUGUCACUGUUGAUGGAAUCCCAGAGGUGGUGGAAAUUAACCCGAACUUCUAUGAAGAGAAUCUAGAAUCUAAUUUACAGGAACAACCUAAGAGAAAAAAAGGGAGAAAACCAAGAAAUCCUCGUCCUGAAUCUCCCACCACCCCAAAUAUAUGUGUCAAAAAGAAAAACAAAGAUGGUAAAGGAAAUACAAUUUAUUUGUGGGAGUUUUUGCUGGCUUUGCUUCAAGAUAAAGCAACGUGCCCAAAGUACAUUAAGUGGACACAGAGAGAAAAGGGCAUUUUCAAACUGGUAGACUCGAAAGCUGUUUCCAGACUGUGGGGUAAACAUAAGAACAAGCCUGACAUGAAUUAUGAGACCAUGGGCAGAGCACUCAGGUAUUAUUACCAAAGGGGAAUUUUAGCCAAAGUAGAAGGUCAACGGCUUGUCUAUCAGUUCAAAGAAAUGCCAAAGGAUUUGGUAUAUAUAGAUGAGGAGGACUCUAGCUCCAGUGCAGAAUACUCUGGAAAUUUGUCUUCAGAUUUCUCCUUGCAGCACUCUUCAGUUACAACUCCCACCAGGAACCAAGCACGGGCACCAAAAGGCUCUUCCAACAAUGCAUCAAGGGCCAGCUCAGCCACAGUUCUAAAAAAUGGAUCUUCUAAAUAUUUGAAGUUGAAAGAGGAAAUAGAUCCAGUCCAGCAACAAGUCUCCUUGAUUCCAUCAGAUUUAUUGAGGACAAUUCAAUCUUCUUCAGUAUCACAGCCACACCCAACUCAGCUAUAUCGGACAGUGCAUUUAAUGCAGCCCGGACAAGCAAUUUCAGAACAAGCCAUAACUUGCACAAUUCAAAAUGACAGCUUGCCUGGAGCUCAGACUGUAAGAACUAUACAGUCUCCAGGACAAGUACCAGUUGUGGUCUCUGCAGGAAAUCAGCAGCUGCAUGCAGUAACACUCCAAACAGUGCCUCUCACCACAGUCAUAACAAGCACAGACCCAGUAACGGGAGCAGGGUCACAAAAAUUUAUACUACAAGCCAUGCCUUCAGUUUCGCCUAUGACAAUACUUAAAGAAAACAUGGUGCUACAACCCCAAAGAACAGGUUCGCCGCCUCCAUCAAUUGUCUUGAGCCCAAGCCAGGUACAGCAGGUUCUCAGCGGCAAUGUGCAGAGUCUUUGUAAUGGAACACUCAGUUUGCCUUCAUCUCCAACCUUCAGUGCAAGUACUCCAGUCAUGAGCUUUUCCACCAGCACUUCACCUCUGCUCACCCAGGCUACAGGAACAGUCAUCACAUCUGUAAUCAAGUCUCCUGAAACCAAACAGACACUUCUUCCUGUAUCUACCACUCAAGCUCUGCAGGAGGGAACACCAGAGACUGCUGAGCAGACUGAGCAGAAAUAUCAGCCCCCGUGCGUGUUGGUAGUUGCCAGUCCUAACGGGUUUCCUUCUCCAUUGGAAAUAAAACAAGAAAACGACCAAUGGGCAUUUGAUUCACAAUAACAAAACCAAGCCUUUAUAUUUAAUAUGUAGUUCCAAAUGUGAUAGGUUCUUCCUCAACCGCAUCUAUUUUUUUUUUUAAUUCAAAGCCUCUAUUUUUUGUCUCCCUAUUCUUGUUUCCCAGUAACGUUCAGUAGAUUUUGACUUUCACAUGAGCUUUGUAGGUUUAUCUGGAACAGAAAUCGGGAACAUUCAUUUGAAUAUCGUUUUCUAUACAUAUGUUUCAGACACAAACCGUGAAGGAAUAUAUUUUUUGUCAGUCUUUUACUGUGUUUGUAUCAGCUGUGUAUUCUGUACAUUCUAUGUUGUUAGCAUGUAAAUAAGUGACUUCAGCAUAUCUGUGCUUUAUGGGGGUUGAGCCUUUUGCUUCAUACUCUGUUAUAGAUGACUGCAGGCCAUCUAUAUUUUCUUUAUAUAUACCAAAUGUCCAGAAUGAUCAGAGAAAAGGAAAUUAAAUAUAACAAAGCUGUUGUAAUGCACUGUUGAAAAAAGGCAUUGGAUUUCCUUUUCAGUCGGAUUUGUGACCGUUCAACAACUGAAAUUCAGUUGACUUUACCUUAGCAGUAACUACUGUGCCUUAGUUUGAAUAAAAAGUUGCAUUAAAACAUUACAGGUGUUGCAGACAGAAUAUAAAGAGAUGGGAUACCUUUUUUAUUACAUGUAAAUAUUGUAUAUUAUCUGCAACUCUGAAAAUUUUCUAAAAAAAAUAUAUAAAGGGGCAGUUUGCCUUCACACCACUUAUCAUUUUCAAAUAGUACACCACAAAUAAUGCUUUUUUCCCAAUGUUUUAUAUUAUUUUUAUGAUUUUUCUACUCUCCAGCUUUUGAAAAUGAAUUUGUUUCAUUCCUACUACCUUCGAAAUUGUCUACAUUGAUUGAUACAUUGCUCAGCAGCAUCUGCGAAAUGCCCGCAACAAAUAUAUCGACUGCAACAGUUGCUGUGUGACAGUUUAGUGAAGCUCAGGGAAGCAUGCUCAAAAGGAGCCGAGUCUGGGAUGAAACAAUGAAUGUAUGAAAUGGUAACAGUUUAGAGAGCCGGUAGAAUAAGCCUCGCUGGAUGAGCUGCUACUGGGUAACAGGAGAAAGACAGAUGACAAUUGUAACCAUUUUUAAAACGUAACUUUUAUAAAGAAAAAAAAAAGCUAUUGAAAAAAGUCAUUUUUUGUUGUACUAUUUAAAAAAUAUUACAAUAUUUUGUGAAAGAGAACUGUCCCUUUAAUAAAACAAAUUUCUAUUUCUUAAAAUAGUUUAAGAAAAAAAUCUGAUUUUAUAGCCACAAGAGAUCAGUUAUAUGUUUAGAUUGAAAAUGCUAUAUGUAUAUUGAUAUACAUUGAAUUUGUAUUUAAAAAAAAAAAUUAAAUGUUGGAACACC
Xenopus laevis (African clawed frog) is the source of this 3662-nucleotide messenger RNA. It is a transcript of the gene elf1.S, whose product is annotated as E74 like ETS transcription factor 1 S homeolog. The record is from RefSeq and is a predicted model, not a curated record. The coding region runs from base 381 to 2294 and encodes 637 amino acids. Gene Ontology annotation, molecular function: DNA-binding transcription factor activity, RNA polymerase II-specific; DNA binding; DNA-binding transcription factor activity. Gene Ontology annotation, biological process: regulation of transcription by RNA polymerase II; positive regulation of DNA-templated transcription; DNA-templated transcription. Gene Ontology annotation, cellular component: nucleus. The transcript has 10 exons. Lineage: Eukaryota; Metazoa; Chordata; Amphibia; Anura; Pipidae.